CGGCCACGCGUAUUUCGGAGACCGGCGGGACACAAUCGAUGUCUCGAAUCGAGGGCAGCAGCCGUGCGGCUCGUUUAGAGAAAGGAAAGUAAAACGUAGACGGGAGCUACACCUCCUCCGCCUCCUCCUUCUUCAUCACGUCCGCCGCUAACUCCUCGUGGUUCUUUCUCGCUCACCUGGUCGCGAAUACAUAACGUAAGAUAAAAUAACUUUCCUCCACCUCUCUCGUCUCCUCUCAAUUCUCCCUCCCUGGCUUCCUCUCCCUUCUCGUUUCCUUUCCACGAGUCAGCACGCGCUUUUAGGGAGCUUUCCACCACCAGGACGGUGUACACUCUGCGCUUUCAUAAAGAACUAUGCGGCAGGGAGGUAGGACACGAUCACGAGUAUCACAUUAAGGUAGUCGAUCAGUGUGAGUCGCUCUAAAAGCAACCACCGAGGACCAGGACCGGUGGUGGACCGACCGCUGCAAGCUGGAUUAGAUCCGGCAAGUAGAGAAGUGGCUGGUCCUUUCAUGAACGCGACUCGACGGACGGUCGAAGAAUAGGGCACGCGCGGUGGUGAUUAUAUUAGCGGUCUUUCGAACGCGUGCAAAGGCAUUUUAGCCAAACGGAAACACAAUCGCCGGCAUCAUUCUCCGCCUGCUCGUCGUUCGAUUUCCGUUCUCGAUCCUUGCGUGUUGCGUGUGUUGAAAAAAAGAGUGCACCGACGACCGUACUAAUUGAGAAUUACAACCCUCGACGACGGCAAUCUUGUCGUCGCUUCUCGAUCGCCGUGAAUCAUCAGCAACGUGGAGCGCGCGGUGAAAGAAUGCACAACGGAUUCGCGAUAACGCGGACGCGAUCCGCGAUAAUCGGAUUACUUCUGUUGUUGGUAACGGCGCACAGUAACGGGCUGCAGUAUCAACCUUUCGACUCUUAUGCAAACGGAGAGGAGUGCGCCUUGAUCCUGGAUAACCAUGGAAGAACCAGCGUUUACGACUACACCUAUAAUUUGCUACGCGGAUCGUUUCCGACCGCAGGAGCAACCCAAACCUGCAUCACGUACGACGCCGUAAAUCAUGCUUACGUCGAGGCGAGGAAGCGCAUCAACGUCGCGACACCAAAAUCGGGAAUGUGGCGACCGGAGGACCUGGCGACAGUCGGCGAGCUGCUUCUCGACAUUACUGCGAAUCUCGCGCACACGUACGGAUUGACCUACGAGGAGAUCCAGAGGAAUCUACCGUUAAUCGACACCUCGAAGACGCUAAUCCGCGAGGUCUGUCCCGCCUUUCUCAGCAACGUGGAAUGUAGACCGGGCAAGUACCGGCGGUACGAUGGCCUCUGCACGAAUUUGGAGAAUCCAACUUGGGGCGCUACCCUGUCGCCUUUUGCCAGAUUGAUAAGCCCUCAAUUCGCGGAUGGUUUGUCGACGCCAAGGAUAUCCAUAACAGGUCGUGAUCUACCGCCGUCCCGAGUCGUGUCACGCACCAUGCAUCCGGACGAAGGUUACCACGAUCACGCCGGCACGGUUAUGGUGAUCGCGUGGGGACAAUUCAUGGACCACGAUUACACUUUGACCGCCACGCCUCUAGACCCUCUGAACCGAAACGACCCGGAAGAAUGCUGCAACCGGCCGCCGCACCUGAAGAAUCCCUACUGCAACGAGAUCCACAUACCGGAGGACGACUAUUUCUACAGAUUGUUCAACGUGCAAUGCAUGGACUUCGUUCGCGCUUUUCCCGCCGUCCGACCUGGUUGCCGCCUCGGUUCCCGAGUACCUUUCAAUCUCCUUACGGGUUUGCUGGAUGGCAACACGGUUUAUGGCGUUACGGAAGCUUUUGCUAGAAAACUCCGAACGGGCUAUGGCGGAUUACUGCGAAUGAAUCCAGUCUUUGCAGAAUAUGGUCUCAAGGAUCUAUUGCCGUUAAAAUUGGAUAUACCGGACGAAGGCUGUACUCGGCCAAAUCGAUCAAUGUACUGCUUUGAAGCUGGUGAAAUUCGUGUAAACGAACAGCUGGUACUUACCUGCAUGCACACUUUACUGGCGCGAGAGCAUAACCGGCUCGCCAAAGCGUUGGCUAUCGUGAAUCCGCACUGGGACGACGAGAUUCUCUUCCAGGAAGCUAGGCGCAUCGUCAUCGCGGAAAUCCAACACAUCACUUAUAACGAGUUCCUCCCGAUAUUACUCGGCAAAAAUGUCAUGGAGAAAUUCGGACUUCUUCUCGAGAAGGAAAAAUACUGGGAUGGAUAUGAUCCGAACAUAAAUCCAGGCGUAAUAGACGCUUUUGCCGCUGCUGCCUUUAGAUUUGGUCACUCGCUAUUGCCGACGGCUGUAGAACGAUGGAGUAAAGCUCACAAAUUUAUUGCUUCAAAGAGACUCUCAGAUUUGAUAAGACGCCCUUACGAUUUGUAUCGGGCUGGUGUAUUCGACGAAUAUUUCAUGGGCUUGAUGAACCAAGUUGCUCAAGCUAUGGAUGAUUCCAUAACACAAGAAGUAACGAAUCAUCUCUUUAAAAAAGUGGGAGCAAAAUUCGGAUUGGAUUUGGUAUCCUUUAACAUGCAACGUGGCCGCGAGUUUGGUAUUCCAAGUUAUAUGGACUUUAGAAAGUACUGCGGCCUUCCCGAGGCAAAUACCUUCGAAGAAUUGUUCGGUUCCAUGCCGAACGAAACCGUCAGACGAUACAGCACUAUUUUCGAACAUCCCGCGGACGUCGAUUUAUGGUCGGGCGGCGUAUCCGAAAGACCGCUUCCGGGUAGCAUGCUCGGACCAACCUUCGCCUGCCUAAUUGCCACGCAGUUCAGUCAUUCGCGUCGCGGCGACAGAUUCUGGUACGAGCUGCCGAACCAGCCGUCGUCCUUCACUCUCGAGCAACUGAACGAAAUUCGAAAGGCGAAACUCGCCAGAUUGAUCUGCGACAAUACUGAUCUUAUCGACACGAUACAAAUCUAUCCAAUGGUUCUUCCCGAUCACGAAAUAAAUCCUCGAGUCCCAUGUCGCAGUGGUAUCCUACCUAGCAUCGACUUGUCAAAAUGGGCCGAAUACCCGACGACCAGUCACGCCGCGCAAUACGAUACCAUAAUGAAAUCUGCGCAAGCACAUGCAUCUGAGAUUAAGCCCACGUUACAGCAAGUAUUUAACAAAUUGAAUGGUAAAUUAAAUUCUAUGGAAAAAAUAAACAGUCCAAAAGAGAAACCGAGCAAAUCGUGGAUAUAUCCAUAUUCUGCUAAAUGGAAAAAACUCGUGGAACGCUUAAAAAUGCCUCAGAAUAUACUUGAGCGACAAGAAAAAUUUCUAAAUAAACCAAUUACGUUACCGACAUUCUCUCUUAAAAAUGAUAAAAAUAAGAAGGAUUUAUCUUCUGAUAUAGAAAUCAUCAAAAUUACAACAGUUGUCGAAGCCAUUCGACAGAAGCGGCAGAAAAAUGCGCAAAUGUUGAAAGCAGCAAAAAAUAUUCAAAAAAUAAUCAACAAAAACCGUUCCAAACGUUCGUCUUACGAAUCGGGAAAUUAUUCGACUGUAAAUAAAGAUUUGUUACAUGCUCGACAGAAAAAUAUUGUUUCAAAUAAAAAAUCUCGUUAUCCAAAGCCUGAUUAUCGAAGACAACAAACAAGAACCCUUCCAACGAAAAAACGGUUGCAAAAGAAAAAUCCGACUGAUCUUAAAACAGCGAGCAGCAUAGCGAUACCGAGUACAGUAUUUUAUAAACGUAUUUGGGAAUACAUUAACGGUACCCGUCCUCAUUCUGAUAUCAUCAGUGAUUACAAUUCCUUAGAAAAUAAUUCUGAAAAGGAUAAUUCAACCUGCGCUGACAAAGAACAAAUUACAACCUCGCAGUCGCAGGAGGAUAAGUCACAAAUGAAAAAUUCCAAUGUUAAACCGGAACGAGACUUUUAUAAGCGCAUCUGGGACAUAAUUAACGCGAUUCAGUCGAACGAAAAGGCAAAACGUCGUACUAAACGAAACGCAAACAUUCCAAAAACUGACAAAGUAUUAAAUUCAUCAUGCGUCCAGGAAAAAACAGUCGGUGAAGAAGAUAAGCAGGUGCAAGCAACGAACAGAGAAACACCAGUCGGUAUCACGGAUACGAGAAACUCGACUGAUUCUGGUCCUUAUAUAUCUGGCUUUUGGACAAUUGCGAAUAAAACCCAGUGGCAACCUGAAAGAAUUCCAGUUAUAAACAUAGGAAAAUUGAAUAACGGACCGAUGUUGUCGUCGCUCGUGAACAGCGCUUCCGAGGUGGACGACUUGAAUAAAUUCCCCGAUAAAGUUGAUUAUUCGGCUUCAGAUAAUUCGACGACGGAAUAUACUAACGAAGCGCGUAAUUCAUCACAGGAAAUCAUCACCGAGCCAGGACCACCGUAUUCUUCCGAAGAAAGUUUCGCCACCUCGUCGUUUCCAACGACCGAAAGUACCGUCGGCGAAGCCUCGCGAGAAAAAAGUCAAACAGAACGCGAAGAAAAUUAUUCGAUCGGCACAACUCCAGAUUACGAUCCCUCAAACAUACCCUACGUAGAAGUGCCAGAUUAUUCCGAUCAACAAGAGGACAGUUUAGACAAAAGCAACCAGAGCACAACUACAGCGAAGCAACGAUACAAAGAAUACGACGAUUACGAUUACAAUCCUAAACCGCUCCACGACACUGACGAUUUGUCACCAAAGUCUCCAAGUGCUGAGAUUAAAGUAGUACAAACUGAAAGCGACGAGCCGGAUGACACCUCAUUGAAGGCAAACAAUUCGCGUUCAAGUUGCACAGAGAGUAAAGAUUCUGCCGAAUGCGUUGACAACUACGAUGUCGAAGACACCAAGUUACGCAAUAAUACCGAGGAUAUUACGGACGACGUUCAUCGUUCCGCAGAAGAUUCCGCAGAAAAAUCCGCAUUGCCUGAGGAGAAUAAAAAUUCGGAUUACGUUGAUUUCGAUAUAAACGAUUAUAAAAAACCAUUUAAUUGGAACGAGUUCUUCAAAAACGAUCCUAUAUUGGAAAGCAUACGAACUGGCGUCAACAAAUACGAUUAUAAGAAAAAUCCCGAUCACGCCAAGGAGUCCGAAGAGGCCGAGACAUAUGCCACGGAUCCAAAAGAACAAUCACACGAUUAUUUUUCAAAGAAUGAAGAUUCUCGCGAUGAUCAUAGUAUUGCUUCCGACAAUGGAGAUGAUGGAAAAGAAGAGACUGACUCUUACGUGAAGAAGGAAGCGAAGGAUAGCGAGACAAUUGAUAAAGAUCAUUAUCCUUACGGCGAUAAAGAUUUCUUUAAGCAUGUUUACGGAAAGAGCAACGGUAAAAAAUCGAAAUACGAUUAUGAAGAAAAUCCUGAUCACACCGAGGGGUCUGAAGAAGUCGAUACGUAUGCCACGGAUCCAAAAGAAAAAUCACAAGAUUAUUUCGUGAAGGACAAAAAUUAUCACAAUAAUCACAGAAUUGCUUCCGACGACAGAGACGAAACAAACGAUAGAGAAGAGGAGACUGAUUCUUACGCGAAGCAAAAAGUAAAGGAGAGCGAAGCAAUUAGUGAAGAUUUCUAUCCGUACGGCGACAAAGAUGACAAAACGAACGACAAAGAAGAGCAGAUUGAUUCUUACGCGAAACAGGAAGCGAAAGAGAGCGAAGUAACCGAUGAAGAUCCUCAUCCUUACGAGGACGAGAAUUUCUUUAAGCAUAUUUUCGGAAACAAUAACGAUAAAGAAUCAUUUGAUAUAGCUGAGACGGAAAACGAAUUCCUGUCUCGUUACUUUACAGAUGACGUUUUACGUCAGUUAAGAGAUAACUCGACAGCCGAAGAAGACAAGCAAAGAGAGGAAUCGAGAAACAAAGAAGAUAUUCGCAAAACAUUAUCGAGUAUCUUAGACAAAAAGGAUCAUUUUUCUAGAUUAGAUGAUAAUCUCAAUAAAAUGAUUGAAAAAGGUGAAGCAGUUCCAAUCAAAUAUAAUAACUUUUGGAGCUUGGAAUACGAAUCGCCUCGAACAGGUAAAAGACAUGAGGACAAUGAAGAAGAAACAGAUGACUCAAAAGAAGCUUAAAACAUAAAUUAUAUAAAAUUAUGUUAUGCGUUAUGUUCUUGUUAUUACAUGUUUAGAGUAGAUAGAAUAAUCAAUUAAUUAUAUUAGUGUUAUAAUUAUUAAAUUAAUUGUUACAUGAAAGUAUGUAUAAGAGUAUAUAUUAUACAAUAUAUUUUAUUGUUACAAUAUAAGUUAUUGUGAUGUAUAAUCAUUACUAAAAAAACUAUUUAGAAAUUAAAUAUAGGUAAUAUAUGCUGCAAUAAUACUUCCAAUUUGUAUCUGUAUUUUACUUUAUAUGUUA
Molecule: messenger RNA, 6277 nt
Organism: Monomorium pharaonis (pharaoh ant)
Lineage: Eukaryota; Metazoa; Arthropoda; Insecta; Hymenoptera; Formicidae
Gene: cysu
Product: peroxidase
Exons: 17
Coding region: 808-5997 (1729 amino acids)
Biological process (GO): response to oxidative stress
Molecular function (GO): heme binding; peroxidase activity
Source: RefSeq, a predicted model, not a curated record